GUCGGCAGCCCCGCGGUGGGCGCGGCCGUGCCUGGACCCGCUGCCGCCGCCGCUGCAGCCGCCGCGGCCGCCGCCGCCGCGGGCUACCCGCUGGCGCCCUACCCGCCCGCGCCACACCCGCCGCACCCGGGCUACCCGCUGUACGCGCCCUACGCCGGGCUGCAGCACCUGCCCUACGCCGUGCCGCAGCCAGCGCCCGCCACCGCCGCGUCGCCGCUGCAGUCGCCGCGCAACGACGCUGCCGCCGUCACGUUCAUGGGGCUGUUGCAGAGGUCGGCGCGCUCGCCCUGUCCCAUCGUGGCGAAGCAACCGCGGGAUCACUCCUCUGCCACCAUCCCGCGCGCCUCCACGCCGGCCACGGCAGCACUUAAAUUAGCUCAUACGUUCGUCGGCGCCCAUCGCGACCACGACGACGGCGCCGACGAUGACGACGGCGACGGCGGUGGUGACGACGACGACGACCACCAGUCACCGCGACAUCGUGACGACGCCCGUGGUGGGGCGCAGUCACAGCCCGCGCGGACACAGCCCCAACCGGGAGCGCGACAGCUACAGCAGCAACGUGAGCAGUCUCAGCCGCAGCAGCAUCACCCCGGUGAGCGCCGCGGCGCUCUCCUCCAGCGUCAUCACGUGCAACUCCUCGCCAUUCAGCUCGGCGG
Molecule: messenger RNA, 659 nt
Organism: Gryllus bimaculatus (two-spotted cricket)
Lineage: Eukaryota; Metazoa; Arthropoda; Insecta; Orthoptera; Gryllidae
Source: the annotation of a GenBank genome assembly